Messenger RNA from Episyrphus balteatus (marmalade hoverfly), 1675 nucleotides. Its product is annotated as probable methyltransferase TARBP1. The transcript has 5 exons. Bases 86 to 1543 code for a protein of 485 amino acids. Lineage: Eukaryota; Metazoa; Arthropoda; Insecta; Diptera; Syrphidae. Gene Ontology annotation, biological process: tRNA methylation. Gene Ontology annotation, molecular function: RNA binding; tRNA (guanine) methyltransferase activity. The record is from RefSeq and is a predicted model, not a curated record.
UCUGGACAUUGAUGUUACAAACAAUCAAAUUGCUUUUCAUGUUUUCGACAACUGCUUACACUAUAUAGAUGUCCAUGAAACUCAAAUGAAAUUACUAAUGCGUGGUCUCUUAUUUGGUGAACCAUUAGUUGGAGAUGUACGCCUUGAACAUGACUAUGCUGUUCGAAUGAACAUUCCAAAUUUGGAUUCUCUAUCAAGCUUUAAAACUAGAGAAAUUUGUUUAAAAUUUCUUACUACUUUAUGUCCAAAACAAGUGGAACUCUUGCAAAUACAACUUAUCAAUGAAAGUAAGAACAUAAGUAUUCGAAAACCUAGAUACUUUGAAAAUUCCAAACAUCAUCGUUUGAAGCUCAGAAUUGCUCAAGCUUUAACAAUUCUUAAUCAUCAAUCUAAAUACAAAUGGUAUGAUUAUUAUCUGUAUGCAAUUCUUCAUGAAAACAAUCAAACCAAUGUAACUUAUAUGUAUGAGUUUAUUGUUGCCACAUCCAUAAGCCAGCAGGUGCUUAUCAAUCAAAUGGAAAACCUGGCUGAUCUUUCUACAAGUUCUCAGAGUUCGUUGUUUGCCAUAUCGUUCCUAUUCUGUGUUCAUAAUAAGUCUGAUUGUGAGUUUGUUAGCAAACUCAUUACACUCAUUUUGCCUUGGACAAUGGGUUCCAAUUUUAAUACUCGCCUUUACGCCCAGAUAGCGGUUUAUCAUUUGAUUAAGCGAUUCAAAAUCAUUGAAUUUGACUAUCUGCAGGAAGCUAUUGAGAAAGGACUCAAAGAAAGCCCCAAUGCCCUGGAGAAAUUGUACUCAGAUAUUCGGUUUAACUUUCCAGAAGAAUUUUCCUUCAAAGACAUUGCUGAUCCAAUUUUAUUUGUGACUGCCAUGCCUGAAGAUGAAUGUCUAAGUUCAAGAUUGGAGUAUCUAAGCGAUGUUGUUAGUUUCAAAGAGGCACGGCGACUUAUUUUGUUAAAAAGGGACCCAAACAAAGAACAGGAGACACAUGCAGUUGUUGAAGAUGUACAAAGGAAAAUGAAUCCUGAAAUUGAUUCGAAUGAUAUAAGCAGCAAGCAACUGAAAGGGAAACACUCCGAUAUGAUAGUUGUGGCAAGUUUGAUUGAUAAAUUGCCAAAUAUUGGUGGUAUUGCUCGAACAUGUGAAGUUCUGGGAAUCAAAGAAUUGGUUUUGGAUUCAGCAAAGCAUACACAAAAUAAAGAGUUUAAGAAUCUUAGCAUGACUGCCGAAAAUUGGAUAAACAUAACAGAAGUUAAACCUAAAGAUUUGAAAGAGUUUUUAAAUAGCAAACAGAUUGCAGGAUACAAAAUUGUUGGUGCUGAACAAACAUCGAAUAGUGUUAAUUUUAUGGAAUUUGAAUUUCCAAAAAAAUGUGUUCUUUUACUUGGACAUGAAAAAGAAGGCAUUCCUGCUGAUUUAAUUGCAUUACUUGAUUAUGCUGUAGAGAUUCCUCAAUUUGGAAUGGUUCGUUCACUGAAUGUACAUGUAACUGGUGCGCUUUUCAUGUACGAAUAUUGUAAGCAACGUUUAAAGUCUUCUGAAUAAGUUAUAUUUAAAGAUAAAGUGAAAUAAUUGUUUUUUGUUGUUUUUUAUACUUGUUUGUGUUCUUUUACUUGCUUGAAUAAAGUUUAUUUUUUUACGAAGAAAGCAAUAUAAGAAAGUUUCCUCUGUAAGAAG